Molecule: messenger RNA, 2415 nt
Organism: Vigna radiata var. radiata (mung bean)
Lineage: Eukaryota; Viridiplantae; Streptophyta; Magnoliopsida; Fabales; Fabaceae
Exons: 3
Coding region: 107-1927 (606 amino acids)
Biological process (GO): regulation of gene expression
Cellular component (GO): peroxisome
Molecular function (GO): RNA nuclease activity
Source: RefSeq, a predicted model, not a curated record
AGGGCAAAAACGUAAAUUACACAUUAAACGGGCACAGUCCCUUCCCUUCCCAUUAAACUCCCAGACACGUUCUCUUCCACUAAAGGAAGUUUUCAGAACCAAUAAGAUGGGCGGAGGUGGAGCGGCUACGGCGGUUGCGGAGGCACAGUACUCGUUGGUCAAGACUUCGGUUUGGUGGGAUAUAGAGAACUGUCAAGUGCCCAAAGGGUGCGAUCCCCACGCCAUCGCGCAGAAUAUAAGCUCCGCUCUCAUUCGAAUGAAUUAUUGCGGCCCCGUUUCUAUCUCUGCUUACGGCGACACCACUGGCAUCACUGCCUCCGUUCAGCAUGCCCUCUCCAGCACCGGCAUCUCCCUCAACCAUGUCCCCGCCGGUGUUAAAGAUGCAAGUGACAAAAAGAUUCUUGUUGACAUGCUAUUCUGGGCUGUGGACAAUCCUGCACCUGCUAAUUACUUAUUAAUAUCUGGUGAUAGAGACUUUUCCAAUGCUCUUCAUCAGCUGCGGUUGAGGAGGUAUAAUAUUCUUCUUGCACAGCCUAAGAAAGCUUCUGCACCCCUAGUAGCAGCUGCCAAGAGUGUGUGGCUUUGGACCAGUCUCUUGGCCGGAGGACCUCCCCUUACUAAUGGUGAAUCACUACAACUUGGUAAUAAUGACAUCCAAUCCUCUUCUGACUCCGUACAAAGUCCAGUCCAUAAUGCCUUUCAGAUACCGCAGUAUCUGGAAUCCUAUUCAGAAGUUCAUACAGGAAAUCAGAAAUUCCCAGGUAAAGGAAGGCAACUUGAUUCUAGACAUCAUGGGAAGACAAAUGGGAGAAAGUCAAAUAAAUCAAAUGGACCCAAGGUCAAGAAGCCUCCAGUUGGACUUCAAGAAAAUGAUGGCAAUAUAAAUUCUCCUCCUCCUGGCAAUUAUACCCAUAAUGUUCCCCCAAGUGGUUCUACACCAAAUUUUACUCUUGGCAAUCCCGAUCAAAUGCGGGUUAAUAAUGGUAAUCUACAAGACAAUCAUCAAAAUCCACAUUCACAACCAUUAAGAUCAAAUCUUUUUCCUUUGGAGCCUCCUUUUUCACCGCCUUGGACUGGUGGGCUCAGCCUCUCUGCAGCACCACUUACGAAGGUACCAGAUACUGGUGAUAUUUCUGGAUAUCUUAGUAAUGCUCACGAUCUGCACCCUGUUAAUCAAUUGAACGGGAACUUGGAACGGAGUUCUUACAGUAAUUCUCCAAAUCCUGUUAAAUCUAUUGAUGAAGCAGAUGGGCACAUGAUACAGAACGCAGGAAAUUUGUAUAAUGGCUAUGCACAUAGUCCAGAACACCUUUCUUCAUCAUCAACAACCGCGUGUAAUAAUAAUCUUCCUGGUAAUGGUAUGUGGGGAUCUCCAGAAUCUCCUAAAUCUUCUGAAUACGUCCAAGAUCUUAUAGGGGUUGUUUUACUUGCCUUGAACACACUGAAAACUGAAAAAAUUAAGCCAACUGAGUCAAAUAUAACAGAUUGUAUUCGAUUUGGAGAUCCCAAGCAUCGCAAUACAGAUGUCAAGAAGGCUCUGGAGAUUGCUGUUGAGCAGCAGAUGGUAGCGAAGCAGAAUGUAGGUGCUUUGGAAUUGUUUGUUGGUAAGAAUGAUCAAGUUUGGAAGUGUGUAUGCACUCUGGGUGGUAAUCCUAAGAAGCACUCAAAAGAGACAUGGAACAAAAUAAAAAAAUUUCUAGGUACUUCUCCUGGAAGAUUGGCAAUAAUGAAUACCCAGUGCAAGUACGAAGCAGGUAUUGUGAUUAAGAAUAUGUGCUUGAAAGAUCAUGCUUUGGGUGAUGUCCUACAGAUUUUGAGUUUAGCGAUUUCCUAUAAAAAAUGGAUUGUGCAUCAACAAUUGGGCUGGCAACCAGUUAACAUCACCCUUGCUGAGAAAUGUGAUUCAGAGGUCAUAGCAUGCAAAUAACUCCAAAAGGCAUGUUUGCAAAAUGAAAAGUUACUAAAUAUAUUAGAAGCCAGUUUGAUUAGGACAUCAGAAGUUAUCUGAAUAAACCUCUCUUUCUACUGCUUAUCAAAGGUAGUUAGUAAUAAUGAGCUGUGGUAUACAAGUACCUUGAAUGCUAUAGCUUACAGAUAUGAUUACUGGUAAGGUUCUUCCGUUCUGUUGAAGGGACAAAAACUACAAACCAUAAAGUCUCUUCUGGUUGCUGCUGAGGUUACCCUCCUCUAAACUUUGGCUUCUACUUAUGUUGAUACCCAUAUUUUGUUUGGAUAUUGACUUAUUGAACCCAACCGUGGAUAAUGACCGAACUAUGCGUUGCUGGAAGUUUGUCGAGCUUCAGCAAACUACGUGAAUCUACUGUGUUGGUGUAUCACCUGAGAAACGGUCUAUCAAAUCAUAUUUAUUGUUCAGGGAAUAUGUGGAAUGCAAUUCAGAAACUGUUUUAUUUUUUA